AUGUCGGAAUGUAUCGGUGGGAAGCGUGGUGAGAAGCGAUCCAACCUCAGGUUGCUCAGGACGUCUUCGAUUCUGGACCAAGGCAACACGUGCACGGCUCGCCAUGGAGACUGUCUCGGACUAUGUACUUACAACACUAGAACAGUGCCCACAAACGCUCACCUACAUGCCCUUCUCCAAGCUUCAAAUUCCACGUGGUUUCUCUGUAAGACAUUAUGCCUCGGACGUUCUAUGAACAUGGACUUGAAGAAGAGAAGGAUGAGAACAGCGCGGGCAGCAUUUGCACCCGUCAGGGAAGCUACGGACCAACUGGAGGACCAAGAUCUCUGUGACCAUCUGUUCGACUCUAAAGUGUUUUCAGCGCUCUGUUACGCAGCAAAGACGUGGAAAGACAUCGCUGCCACGUCAGGGAAAAUACUCGCUACCCGUAGAGCCCUUCAGAGAUGA
Messenger RNA from Necator americanus (New World hookworm), 447 nucleotides. RefSeq lists its product as uncharacterized. Bases 1 to 447 code for a protein of 148 amino acids. The transcript has a single exon. Lineage: Eukaryota; Metazoa; Nematoda; Chromadorea; Rhabditida; Ancylostomatidae. The record is from RefSeq and is a predicted model, not a curated record.